This is a messenger RNA of Botrytis fragariae, 1827 nucleotides long. RefSeq names its product putative 2-succinylbenzoate- ligase protein. The record is from RefSeq and is a predicted model, not a curated record. NCBI's taxonomy places the organism in Eukaryota, Fungi, Ascomycota, Leotiomycetes, Helotiales, Sclerotiniaceae. The coding region runs from base 1 to 1827 and encodes 608 amino acids. Gene Ontology annotation, biological process: fatty acid metabolic process. The transcript is spliced from 3 exons. Gene Ontology annotation, molecular function: medium-chain fatty acid-CoA ligase activity.
AUGCCUCUCCACCGUCCUGUCGUCUCAAUGUUCUGCAGCAGAAGAUCACUGUCACUUCUACAACGAAACCCCUCAACAUUCCUCCGUUCAUUGUCCAAGACCCCCGCCACUCUAUUCAGUGCAAGAAUGGCAUCCACGCUCCCAAGAAUACCUCUCUUCGAAGCUAUCUCAAGCCAUGACCCCAAAUCUAUAUCAGUAAUACAUUCAGCCUCUGGGAGACGGUUUACAUAUGGUCAAUUAUUACACGAUGUAGCAGAAAGAAGAGACAAACUCUCGAACGAAGCUGGGCAAAAGGGAUUAGAAGGGGAAAGAGUUGCUUUCCUUGUAGAAAAUAGCUAUGAUUAUGUGGUGACUUUACUUUCCAUCUUUGGUACACACUCUAUAGCUGUCCCAUUGUCCCCGGCAUUUCCUGCACAUGAAUUACAAUAUAUCUUGGACCAAAGCGAGGCUUCAAUGUUGUUGUCUUCAACCAAAUUCGAGAGCAAGGCUCAGGAAGUGAUGAAUACUGAUCUGGAAUCCAAACCAAAACAUAUUAAGCUUGAGAAAAAGCUUGAGAACUCAGACUAUGGCAAAGUCACGUUGGAAGGGCCAUCAGAGGGUAAAGGAGGCAUGAUGUUGUAUACGUCAGGCACAACCAACAGACCUAAAGGAGUUUUGCUUCCUCAAUCGGUCCUGACAGCACAAUCAAAAUCUCUGAUCGAAGCUUGGAACUACAGUCCUCAAGAUCAUCUCCUUCAUGUCCUCCCUCUUCAUCAUAUUCACGGCACUGUAAAUGCUAUUCUUGCACCCCUGUUUACCGGUUCUACGAUCGAGUUUCUCUUCCCAUUCAACGCCACGGGCGUUUGGCAACGCUUCGCUGCCCCCUUCCUACCGGAUACCCAAAUCAAGGAACCCAUUACGUUCUUUACAGUCGUCCCCACAGUCUAUAAUCGUCUUCUGAAAACCCACAAAGAUCUCUCACCCGAACAACAAUCUGCAGCAAAAGAAGCCGUCUCCCCCUCAAACCUCCGCCUCAACAUCUCUGGCAGCGCCGCCCUUCCCACUCCCACCAAGAAUGCUUGGUCCACCCUCUCCUCCAACAACAUCCUUCUCGAACGCUAUGGCAUGACCGAAGUGGGCAUGGCCCUCUCCUGUGGUCUGUCACCCACAGACCGCGUGGACGGCAGCGUAGGCUGGCCCCUCCCCACCGUCCAAGUCCGACUCGUCGAUACCGAAACCAACGAAGUGAUUGCUCCCGGCUCGGAACUCGACUCCAACGGUAAAGAACGCGAUGGAGAGAUCCAGCUCCGCGGCCCCACAAUCUUCAAAGAAUACUGGCGUAACCCAGAAGCCACACUCAAAGAGCACGUCGAUGAUCCCGAUGGCGGCGGUCGCUGGUUCAAAACGGGCGAUGUGGCUGUCCGUCGCCAUGUUGACAGCGCGGGGAAGAGUGACCAGGAGUGGGCUAAAGGACCUAUGUAUUUCAUCCGCGGUCGCAAAUCAGCUGACAUUAUCAAAUCCGGAGGGGAAAAAGUAAGCGCGCUUGAGGUAGAGCGGGAGAUGCUAUCGCUUCCCCAAAUAUCAGAAUGUGCAGUCUGUGCCGUGCCAUCGGGAAACUGGGGCCAAAAAGUUGGUGCGGUAGUAGUAUUGAAUGAAGAAUUUCUAGAGGGAAAGAAAUGGGGACCAUUGGAUAUGAGAAGAGCGCUCAAGGAACGAUUGGCGGGAUAUAAGAUCCCGCAGGUGAUGAGGGUCGUGGAGAGUAUUCCAAGGAAUGCAAUGGGGAAGAUCAAUAAGAAGGUGCUUGUGAAGAGCGUUUUUGUAGAUGAUAUUAGUGGAGAUGAAAUGUGA